Schizosaccharomyces japonicus yFS275 is the source of this 345-nucleotide messenger RNA. Its product is annotated as nuclear membrane organization protein Apq12. Lineage: Eukaryota; Fungi; Ascomycota; Schizosaccharomycetes; Schizosaccharomycetales; Schizosaccharomycetaceae. The record is from RefSeq and is a predicted model, not a curated record. The transcript has a single exon. The coding region runs from base 1 to 345 and encodes 114 amino acids.
AUGUCCCCUGUUCCUUCUGUGUACGAUUUGUUGCUCAGAUUGGUGGGUCACCAGGAAGUGCUGAAGGACCCGGCUCAGAUGGGAAAGGCAAUUGAGACACUUGGAAAACAAAUCGAAGAAUACAAACCAGGUUCAUUUUCGUCCUUAAUUUCAGGAAAAAUUAACUCAUUCCAAUUCACCAUUCCUUCCUUUGUAAACCUCCUUGUCUAUUUUUUGAUUUUCUAUGUUUCGCUUUUGGUCGUUAACAAAACUACUCGUGUAAUGCUGACACUGCUCAAAUCACUAGCUACAGUAGCUAUCCUGCUUCUUAUUGUCUGCAUGGGUGUCCUUCUGCUACUUCGUUGA